Molecule: messenger RNA, 4580 nt
Organism: Belonocnema kinseyi
Lineage: Eukaryota; Metazoa; Arthropoda; Insecta; Hymenoptera; Cynipidae
Gene: Fhos
Product: FH1/FH2 domain-containing protein 3
Exons: 18
Coding region: 463-4137 (1224 amino acids)
Biological process (GO): cortical actin cytoskeleton organization; actin filament network formation
Cellular component (GO): cytoplasm; cytoskeleton
Molecular function (GO): actin filament binding
Source: RefSeq, a predicted model, not a curated record
AAGUGUUCAUUUUAUCCCAAGUGGUCUUGCUUUUUUACUGAAUCGGCGCACCUAGAAUCGAGUAUUUUCACUGCGCAAAAUACAGGGUUGACAUAAGCUACUGGUGGUCGGAAAUUAAGGAAGCACACAACAGAGGAAGAAGAAGAAGCCUAAGAACGACUGUCAGUGUAUAGUGGGACAUAAAGGAGCGUCUGUAGUUAUGCCACGCGAAUGAAAAUAAACGAGUAACUAAAAGUAAAGGUGAACCGGUUCGAACUCUUCAGUGUUUUUUGUCCUUGGCGAAAGUUAGUAAUCGGCUCGGUACGUCUACGGCGACGACGCCUACAAUCAAGUCGUCGUCGUCGUGGUAGUCGCUUUUGACUUUGUUGCAUUUGGAUACCCUUUAUCUUCCCGACCAAAAACCAUCACGUUAUUCUGGAACGCAUGUAAAACUUUAACGAAUAAGACUCAUAAAUCAGGAGUAUGUCGUUCACGUGCAGGAUCCAGUUUUUAAACGAUGUGGACCCGUUUGCUUCCACGAGUUCCUAUCCUGAACCACCCAGACCGCCAGUGCACACCUUCAGCGCGACCUUGCCUCUCAUAAACCAACUUUCCGCGGUUCAUCGACUAUUACAAGCCCCUCACAGGCUUGACGACACUGCUCUUCAGCUUUACAAAGAUGGAGAUUACGGGGUUUACUUGGAUCUAGAAGCUUCCAUCAAUGAACAACAAGAGGAACUAGAAGGAUUUCAGACACAUCGAAAUAACUCAAUCGUUCUCAGAACCCAGCUUCCCGUGCGAGUUCACAAUAUUAUAGAAAAAUUACUCAAUAGCGAGGGCCGCGAACUGCGACGGGCACUCUUCUCCUUGAAACAGAUCUUUCAGGACGAUAAAGAUCUCGUUCAUGAAUUCGUGCAGAAUGAUGGCUUGGCGUGUCUCAUCAAAGUUGGAAAUGAGGCCGAUCAAAAUUACCAAAAUUACAUACUACGUGCCCUGGGCCAGGUGAUGCUAUAUGUCGAUGGAAUGAAUGGAGUAAUUGAACACAGUCAUUCCGUGAAAUGGCUGUAUACGCUGAUCGCUAGUCCCUUUCGAUUGGUUGUAAAAACUGCGCUGAAAUUACUUCUUGUUUUUAUUGAAUACGUAGAAGCAAACAGUUUGCUUCUGGUGAGAGCUAUAAGGUCCGUAGACAGCACUCGUGGAAUGAUACCCUGGAAAAACGUGAUAAAGUUGCUAGAAGAUUUUCAUGCUGCGGAUACAGAACUCCUCAUUUAUGCCAUGAAUAUUAUUAACAAGUGUUUGAAUCGUAUACCAGAUCAGGAUACGUAUUACGAUCAAGUUGACUGUCUCGAAGAACAGGGCAUUGAAGGUAUCAUCCAAAGAUAUAUGUCAAAGCAGGGUACGGAUCUAGACCUACUCAGACAAUUUCAAAUCUAUGAAGCUGUGUUACAUCAUGAGGAUGGCAAUGAUGGAGACUCACCAAUUAAACAGCUCGAUGACAACAUUAGAAAAAUACUUCGACAUCGCAAAUCUUUAAUGGCUACUCAUGAGCGCCGAAAAUCUCGCAGACAUUCUACUGAAACAUCACCGUCAUCAAUGUCUCUUAGUGCUCACUGGAGUCCCAGAAUAAACCAUUCGCUUCCAAUGAGCUCACUGAACGAUACCCUAAAUAUUGAUCUUAACAGUACUCAGAAAUCAAGCCAACCCGAGGAAGACGCUAAGUCAAGUAGUUCACAUAGUUUAAAAGGUCUUGGAGACAUUCAGAUGAAUAGUAACUACAAGGAGAACAAAGUCGGCCAUCCAGUGAACGCUGGUGUUACUCCAGCUUUAAGGAGACGGAGAGAGAGAGCCGAACGACAAAGAAGCUUUGUCCGAGAGCAACAAGAAGCAGCUGCUAGCAUGAGGCCAUCUGUCGAACUCCCGGAUAGUCAGGAAAGUAGAAAUGCAGAUUCUUCUUUAAAUGAGGUAUUCAGAGUGAAUAGCCGAAAGGAUUUGACGUCCUUAUUCAACGCAGAAAAUAAAUUUAACUCCGAAGAAAGAAAGUCUUGGUACGGGAGAUCUCCUGAUGCGAAGGGCGAAUGCGACAACGAAAACCAAAUUUACAAUGAAGGAGAUCAUCGAGUAGUUUUGCAAUUUAAAAGAGAAGGAACUGUCAAAGAUCUGACACAGAAACUUGCAGCUCAAAAUCUUAUUUCAAGCAGCUCAGUCGAAGAAAAAGUUUCCAGGAAAGGUGAUAUGAGUGGUUUAAUUUCAAAAGCUAAGGAAGGCUUGGCUAAGUCUAAAUCUAAAGCGGAGAUUAUCAGGUCGCCCACGGACGAGAACUUACUUAAGAUAGCGGAAGUAAAAAAAUCUGAGAACGAACUUCAUUGGGAGGAAUUGAUAAGCACAUUAAAAAGGCCGCUUUAUCUUUGUGAUCUAGACUUUACGGAUCUAAAUACAGAUGAUGAGAACGAUGUCAUUGGACCUGUCUAUGCAACAGAAGGCAUGCCGCCGCCGCCACCGAUGGUGCUACCCUCAACUAAUUACCAAGCUCCACCUCCCCCACCUCCAGGAACUCGAAUUCUACCACCCUUUCACAACGAUCCGAAAAAAAUGUACGGUGUUAAUCUUAAAUCUACUCGAAAUUAUACUAUAGACUCUGACAAUACUCCGAAAAGUUCACAACCUAUCAUAACAAAGAAGAACAAAAAAACAGUGAAGCUUUUCUGGAAGGAAGUCAGAGAUGAUCCUAUUAUUCUAUCAAGGUUGAAUCAAAAUAAAAUGAUAUGGGACGAACUGUCACCAAUUCCUGUCGACACUCAAAAACUGGAACACUUAUUUGAAAGUAGAGCAAAAGACUUGAUCACUAAGCAGAAGCAGCAGGAUAUAAACAAGAGCAAAGAGAUCAUCGUGCUGGAUCACAAAAGAUCAAAUGCUAUUAAUAUUGGUAUGACAAAAUUACCACCUCCUCGGACUAUCAAGACUGCUAUUUUGAAAAUGGAUGCAACUAUCAUGAACCGAGAGGGGAUUGAGAAACUUCUUACCAUGUUACCAACGGAAGAAGAAAGGACAAGAAUACAAGAAGCACAGGCUGCUAAUCCGGACCUUCAUUUAGGAUCAGCUGAGCAGUUCCUUCUCACUUUAGCUUCUAUUUCGGAACUACCAGCAAGACUGAAACUCUGGGCCUUCAAGCUCGACUUUGAAAACUUUGAAAAGGAAAUUGCGGACCCAUUGAUGGAUCUGAAGCAGGGAAUGGAGAUAUUAAGAGUGAAUAAAACCUUUCGCGGAAUUCUGAGCACGCUUCUUUCAAUCGGGAUAUACCUCAACGGAAAUGAGAUAAAAGGAUUUCAAUUGGAAUACCUCGCUAAAGUGCCUGAAGUAAAAGAUACAGUCCACAAACACUCUUUGCUUCAUCAUCUUUGCCAUAUUGUAAUGGAAAAGUUUCCGGAUUCUACUGAUUUGUAUUCUGAGAUCGGGCCAGUAACCAGAGCUUCAAGGAUAGAUUUUGGUGAAUUGGCUUCAAAUAUUUGCAAAUUAGAAGGCGAAUGCAAAUCAUCUUGGGAUCAUUUGAAACUGAUUGCCAAGCAUGAUGGAUCCACGAUGAUGAAAGUCAAGAUGUCCGACUUUCUAGCGGACUGUGCAGAGAGAAUAAUCGUUCUGGGUGUUGUACAUCGACGUAUAAUGAAUCGCUUUCAUAAGUUCGUUCUUUGGCUGGGUGAACCGUUACUUCGAGUGCAGGAUACUAAACCGAAUGAGCUUUGCAAACUCAUUUCAGAGUUUUCUCUCGAAUACAGAACCACAAGAGAGCGAGUGAUACAACAGCUUGAAAAAAAAGCCAAUCACAGAGAGCGAAACAAGACACGUGGAAAGAUGAUCACCCAGGUUGGAAAAAUAAGGACAAAAGAGGAUAGAGCUGAUGCAGAACUCAGACAAUUACUGGGAAGCGAUAUUUCAGACAUCGAGUGUCUGCAUGGUACACCACCUUGGAGAAGACAAAGGAGAGAUGGUCGGUCGUCAUUGGGUUCUUUAUUGAGGGAUGAAAUACCGAAUGGCAACCUAACUGAUAGUGACGACGAAUUAUUAGAAUGCCUUGUGAAAACAGCCACAAAAUUGCCAGCCACUAGGAUAACACCACGGGAGCGUAAGAGGACUCGUCACACCGAUCGUAAGUCUUGUAAUUGAAAUCUCCGCAACCUGCACAGUGCCAGCUCGGCAAAGACAUUUUUACCUUCGGUCUGCUCAUUCAUCUUUAUCAUCUGUAACAGAAUCCGGUUUUAUUGUGCAGAAAUGGAUAUCUUAAGGUUUGUUUGAAAAAAGAGUCCAUUAGCAGAAUCAUCGAAUCAAGUGUUAAGUGCAGAAUUAAUCAAGGUGCGGUCAGCUAUAUUGACCUAAAACUUCUCAAGUCAUGAACAUUUGUAUCGAGUAAUCAUUCAAAUUAAAUGAUCGUUUACUACCUGGAGAGCACUCAAGAAAUUUUUGAAAUGUAUAAAAUACAGUUACAAGCAGCAAUCGAAAAAAAUGGCAGUUUAUGUAAAAAAGAGAUGUAAGAUACACCCAAUUCUGUCUAUAUGCUUUGGAAGUGACAAUGUUAGUUUCAUUAUCUGCACAUAAAUAAAAAGUGAUCA